Molecule: messenger RNA, 2060 nt
Organism: Lycium ferocissimum
Lineage: Eukaryota; Viridiplantae; Streptophyta; Magnoliopsida; Solanales; Solanaceae
Product: 26S proteasome regulatory subunit S10B homolog B-like
Exons: 10
Coding region: 85-1284 (399 amino acids)
Biological process (GO): positive regulation of RNA polymerase II transcription preinitiation complex assembly
Cellular component (GO): cytosolic proteasome complex; proteasome regulatory particle, base subcomplex
Molecular function (GO): proteasome-activating activity; ATP binding; ATP hydrolysis activity
Source: RefSeq, a predicted model, not a curated record
ACCUCCACUUGAAAGAGAAAGAUCACUACUAAUGAUUAGUACUAUAUUUUUUCAAAGUCAUUUGGAUUUACGGAGAAAAUUGUAAUGACAAGCGAAGGAGAAGAUGUAGUUGGGCGGCGUGCAGCAUAUGGUGAUUACCGCAAAAAGUUACUUCAGCAGAAGGAGUUAAAUGCUCGGGUAACCUCAGUGAGAGAGAAUUUGCGUGCUUCCAAAAAGGAAUAUGGUAAAACAGAAGAUGAUUUGAAGUCGUUUCAGAGUGUUGGGCAGAUCAUAGGCGAAGUGCUUCGGCCUCUAGAUAACGAACGCUUGAUUGUUAAAGCCAGCAGCGGUCCAAGGUAUGUGGUUGGCUGCCGCAGUAAAGUGGACAAGGAAAAACUGACUUCAGGCACUAGAGUGGUUCUCGAUAUGACGACUCUUACAGUCAUGAGGGCACUGCCCCGUGAAGUUGAUCCUGUUGUAUAUAAUAUGCUUCAUGAAGAUCCUGGCAAUAUAAGCUACUCUGCUGUGGGUGGACUGUCAGAUCAGAUCAGAGAGCUGAGAGAAUCAAUAGAACUGCCUCUAAUGAACCCUGAACUUUUCCUCCGUGUUGGAAUUAAGCCUCCAAAGGGUGUUCUUCUCUAUGGGCCUCCUGGGACUGGCAAGACCUUGUUAGCCAAAGCAAUUGCUAGCAACAUUGAUGCCAAUUUCUUAAAGGUAGUAUCAAGUGCCAUUAUUGAUAAAUACAUAGGUGAGAGUGCAAGAUUAAUCCGGGAAAUGUUCAACUAUGCUCGUGAUCACCAACCUUGUAUCAUUUUCAUGGAUGAGAUUGAUGCAAUUGGUGGACGUCGAUUUAGCGAGGGAACAAGUGCAGACCGUGAAAUUCAGAGAACGCUCAUGGAGUUGCUUAAUCAGUUGGAUGGAUUUGACCAGCUUGGAAAGGUAAAAAUGAUUAUGGCAACAAACAGGCCAGACGUUUUGGACCCAGCUCUUCUUCGUCCUGGUCGGUUAGAUAGAAAAAUAGAAAUACCCUUGCCUAACGAACAAUCAAGAAUGGAGAUCCUCAAGAUUCACGCUGCUGGAAUUGCCAAACAUGGCGAUAUUGAUUAUGAAGCUGUUGUUAAGCUUGCUGAGGGUUUUAAUGGAGCUGAUCUUCGUAAUGUGUGCACCGAAGCUGGUAUGUUUGCAAUACGUGCAGAGCGCGAUUACGUCAUCCAUGAGGAUUUCAUGAAGGCUGUAAGGAAACUGAAUGAAGCAAAGAAACUUGAAUCAAGUUCGCACUAUAGUGCUGAUUUUGGCAAGGAGUGAGGGAUUUCUGUGAUAUAACCCCAAGGAGCUAUUGGAUUGUUCCACAGUCUUCCGUCUGGCCACUUGCUUGACAAUUGUAGUUCCAUAUGCUUGUAUUGCCUCGCUUCAAGAACUGUGUAAAGCAUGUUUUAAGAGAGCAUCCCACACCUGGUCAACCCUUUUGUUUAGCCCAUAUGCUUUGUCGGACAUUUCUCCUUUAUAAUAUUUAAUGGACGGUAAAGGUGAUGAUUGAUCAAAAUAUAUAUAUGAUUUUCUGAUGAUUGAUCAGAAUAUAUGAUAUAAUUUUCUCAAUUUGCAGUUCGUGCCACUGAAUUCUGAAAUCGUGUUAGAUAUUGAUAUAACAAAUACCUUCAGCUUGAUUUUCAUAUAGCGUCAUCCUCUACGCGUAGAGAAUUAACUACUGCUGCAACUUAGCAAAUGUGCUUGAGUUGCAUGCGGAAUUAGAGUUCGUAGAUGCUGAAGGUGAUCGUGAAAUCUCUGUUUGAAUUCAAAGGAUUUGUUACCUUAUUACAAGUUUGUAAUACAACCCAGGUAAAUGUGUGAUGGCAAACUGGCAAUAGCCCAGAGCAGCUCAAUCUAGGUCUGUAUUUGAUUAGGGUUUUUUGUUAGUCCUAAGUUUCAUCGCUUCAAAUCAAUCUUUAAAUAAUACAAGAAUAUGCAAUGCUUGGUUAUGUUCUCUAUGGGUUGAAGCCUUCAACCAGCAUUGUCAUAUAUUUAAACUGGUGUAUGGUGUAUUUGGUCUGACAGAAGCUAGUUUCCGGAAUUGAUUUUUAGAG